UUGUCAAAGCAUAAAGUUUAUAAUAUGUCAAGUUCGACUUGUCUUGUAAUAGCGAAGGGUGUAUACACAACAGAGCAGAUGGCAUAUUGCAGACGGAAACUGAUGGAUUUUUAUUGUAAUGGCAAUAUUAUUAGCAUCAUAUUCCGAUUAAAUAUUAAAUACUUACAAUGGAUUUGUAAUGGGUUUCAAGAUCCUCAAGCUAAACCCUACUUCAGAGUUAUAUCACAAAUAGACAACAAAUAUGCAUACACUACGUUCGGUAAUACAGAAAACACAAAAUACGCAGUUACAACUACUGAUGUACAAAAUGAAGUAAAAGGCGACGAUUUAUGUAUAAGAAUAAUUGUUGGUUCAGCUGUUUUCUUCGGAGCUAUUAUUGUUUUUCUCUUAUUAAUUGUAUAUAUUCUUAGACGAAAAUUAAAAGUGGCUUCCUACACAGGUCUGACACCAAGGCGAGAUCAACAUAUAUACAACGAAACGACGGGUCAAUCUUCUGUUACUGGUCAUUAUCAUGAGAUAGUGCCAUUGUCAGAAAUGGCUUCAUCAAGAUAUCAACCAACUGACCAACACAAUAUAGAUCAGAGACAGCAAGUGGAUACCUCAUUAUAAAUUAUUCCAUCCAGUGACAAUUAGAAUAAAACAAUCUUACAAAUGGAUAUUUUUUUGGCAAAAACUUGUGUAUAUAUAGAUGUCUGUCAUGUGACCACCUACCUGUUGCAAAUACCUUUUGAUGAAUUAUAUUUAAAAGUGUUUAUAUUUUUUAAUGAUAAUCUAAAUUUUCUUGUAUCGAAUAACA
Messenger RNA from Mytilus trossulus (common blue mussel), 796 nucleotides. RefSeq lists its product as uncharacterized. Bases 25 to 609 code for a protein of 194 amino acids. NCBI's taxonomy places the organism in Eukaryota, Metazoa, Mollusca, Bivalvia, Mytilida, Mytilidae. The transcript is spliced from 5 exons. The record is from RefSeq and is a predicted model, not a curated record.